Rhinichthys klamathensis goyatoka is the source of this 2056-nucleotide messenger RNA. RefSeq names its product glutamic pyruvate transaminase (alanine aminotransferase) 2 (gene gpt2). Gene Ontology annotation, biological process: biosynthetic process. Bases 239 to 1882 code for a protein of 547 amino acids. NCBI's taxonomy places the organism in Eukaryota, Metazoa, Chordata, Actinopteri, Cypriniformes, Leuciscidae. Gene Ontology annotation, molecular function: pyridoxal phosphate binding; L-alanine:2-oxoglutarate transaminase activity. The record is from RefSeq and is a predicted model, not a curated record. The transcript has 11 exons.
GAGGUGAUUCUGAGGGUAAUGCAGUCAAGCACUUGAGAAUGCUGAUCGGCCUUGUACAUAAGAAGCAUUUUUUGAAGUGAUUUCGUUUUUUAUUUGUCAAUUUUGCCCUGUAAUUGUCCUAACUGGCGGUUAAAACGACGGUUACAGUAUCUUUUAAAGUUGCGUCCCUUCACGCGCAUCCUUGUUUCGAGCUUUUGAAAGGUUCACCGGACAGACUCGACUUCCUCAACCUGCCGACAUGUAUCGCUUGCAGUUACUGGCAGCUCGGUCACUGAUCGCCGGAGCUCUCGAUCAGUUUACCCCAUUGACACUAACAUCAUCUCUUACCGGGGUAAGACACAAAUCUCAAGGUCCGUCCGUGGAGAAGUACGGUCAGAUGCGCUUCAGCACCGCCGAGGCUAAAGUGUCUGCUGGGAGCCUGGACGGAAAGAUGCGGGAGAAGAGCCUGACUAUGGACACACUGAACCCGCAGGUGAAGGCUGUGGAGUACGCCGUGAGAGGACCCAUCGUCAUCAAAGCUGGAGAGAUUGAAAGAUGCUUGGAGGAGGGUGGUACGAAACCCUUCUCUGAGGUCAUCAAAGCCAACAUCGGUGAUGCACAUGCCAUGGGACAGCAACCAAUCACCUUCCUUAGACAGGUGGUGGCUCUCUGCACGUUCCCUGAGCUGAUGGACAGCCCCAGUUUCCCCGAGGAUGCGAAAUGUAGAGCACGGCGUAUCCUGCAGGGCUGCGGGGGAUACAGUCUCGGGUCAUAUAGUGCAAGCCAGGGUAUAGAGUACAUCCGCAAAGACAUUGCCACAUUCAUAGAGCAAAGAGAUGGAGUUCCUUCAAACUGGGAAAACAUUUACCUCACCACUGGAGCUAGUGAUGGCAUUAUGACUAUUCUGCGGCUGCUGGUGUCUGGGAAAGACUCUUCUCGGACAGGUGUGAUGAUUCCCAUUCCUCAGUACCCACUUUACUCCGCUGCAAUCUCAGAGAUGGAUGCAGUACAGGUCAACUACUACUUGGAUGAGGACAACUGCUGGGCCCUGGACAUAAAUGAACUUUACAGAGCCUAUCAGGCUGCCAAACAGCACUGCCAACCCCGAGUCAUUUGCAUCAUAAACCCUGGCAAUCCUACUGGUCAGGUCCAGAGUAAAAAAUGCAUUGAAGAAGUCUUGCACUUUGCUUAUGAGGAGAAUCUUUUUGUUAUGUCAGACGAGGUGUAUCAGGACAAUGUGUACGCUCCUGACUGUCAGUUCCACUCCUUCAAGAAGGUGUUAUAUGAGAUGGGUCCUGAGUACUUCAACAACGUGGAGCUUGCCUCCUUCCAUUCCACUUCCAAAGGCUACACGGGAGAGUGUGGCUUCAGGGGUGGAUAUAUGGAGGUGAUCAACAUGGAUCCUGAGGUCAAGGUCCAGCUGGUAAAGCUAUUAUCAGUUCGACUGUGCCCCCCCCUGGCUGGCCAGGCUGCAAUGGAUGUCAUUGUCAACCCUCCACAACCAGACGAGCCCUCGUUCAAACAGUUCCACCAGGAGAAAUCAUCAGUGCUGGGUGCUUUAGCAGAAAAAGCUAAGCUAACUGAACAGAUCCUGAAUGCUGUUCCAGGAAUCAAGUGUAAUCCCGUCCAGGGGGCCAUGUACGCCUUUCCUCGCAUCUUUAUCCCUCCUAAGGCAGUGGAGGAAGCCAAGGCUCUAGGAAUGCAGCCUGACAUGCUGUAUUGCCUGAGGUUGCUGGAGGAGAAGGGGAUCUGUGUUGUUCCUGGUAGUGGCUUUGGACAGAAAGAUGGAACAUAUCAUUUCAGGAUGACAAUCUUGCCAUCCACAGAGAAGCUAAAGGUACUUCUUGGCAAAGUGCAAGAUUUCCACAUCAGUUUCCUGAAAGAGUAUUCUGCUCUGGAGUAGCUACAGAGAGGAGAUGGGACCUGAUUUGGAAAACAUAAGCUGGUGUGCUCCAGCACUACUUAACACACUAACUACACAUUUAAACUGUAAAGGUAGUGUUAAGUAUCUUGUAAAUUUUGUUUUUAUUUUCAAUUGAAACAUGAUUUUUUGAAGUUUCAAGAAAUACAGCCUUGU